CUGUGACGUCACGCGUCGCCAUGCAAAUGCGGCUGCGCAAGGCCCGCCGGGAAAUCGCUUGGUGUUUUUUUUCCUUCACAAAAUGACGCUUUUCCCGCAUUUUUCGGCCGCGCGAGGCCGCUCCGUGACCCGGGGCAGGGGGUGUUUCCCGUUUUACUGCGAUUACUGCGACACGUACCUCACCCAUGACUCGCCCUCCGUGAGGAAAACCCACUGCAGUGGCCGGAAGCACAAGGAGAAUGUGAAGGACUAUUACCAGAAAUGGAUGGAGGAGCAGGCCCAGAGCCUGAUUGACAAAACAACGGCUGCAUUCCAGCAAGGGAAAAUCCCACCGACGCCGUUCUCGGCACCCCCUCCGGCCGGAGCCAUGAUCCCGCCUCCUCCCAGCAUCCCUGGUCCCCCCCGGCCCGGGAUGAUGCCAGCCCCACACAUGGGGGGGCCCCCGAUGAUGCCAAUGAUGGGCCCACCCCCUCCAGGAAUGAUGCCAGUGGGACCCGCCCCCGGGAUGAGGCCCCCCAUGGGAGGACACAUGCCCAUGAUGCCAGGGCCCCCGAUGAUGAGACCCCCCUCCAGACCCAUGAUGGUGCCAACCAGGCCGGGAAUGACCCGUCCAGACAGAUAAAGGUGGAAAUGGAGCUGCCUUUUCAUAUUGGGAUCUUCCCCGUGGCAAACACCACAGACCCACGUCCCUGGGGUUUCGUCCUGGGUGCGUGCAGGGGCUGUGCCGCCCCCUCAGCAUGGACACACCCUGCACUGACUGCUGGAUGGGGUCUGGCUUUUGGGGCGUUCUUUUUAGUUGUGUUAAAUUUUACCCCCCGCUGAGUCGUAAAAAUAACAAUAAAACAUUGAUGUUGUUUCCAUA
This is a messenger RNA of Neopelma chrysocephalum (saffron-crested tyrant-manakin), 862 nucleotides long. It is a transcript of the gene SNRPC, whose product is annotated as small nuclear ribonucleoprotein polypeptide C. The record is from RefSeq and is a predicted model, not a curated record. NCBI's taxonomy places the organism in Eukaryota, Metazoa, Chordata, Aves, Passeriformes, Pipridae. Bases 83 to 622 code for a protein of 179 amino acids. Gene Ontology annotation, molecular function: zinc ion binding; pre-mRNA 5'-splice site binding. The transcript is spliced from 6 exons. Gene Ontology annotation, cellular component: nucleus; U1 snRNP. Gene Ontology annotation, biological process: mRNA splicing, via spliceosome; mRNA 5'-splice site recognition; spliceosomal snRNP assembly.